Molecule: messenger RNA, 1218 nt
Organism: Durotheca rogersii
Lineage: Eukaryota; Fungi; Ascomycota; Sordariomycetes; Xylariales; Xylariaceae
Product: cytochrome c1
Exons: 4
Coding region: 138-1094 (318 amino acids)
Biological process (GO): mitochondrial electron transport, ubiquinol to cytochrome c
Molecular function (GO): electron transfer activity; heme binding
Source: RefSeq, a predicted model, not a curated record
GCACUUUUUUCCCUUCCCACCACCGGUUUGGCCUGGUUCGAUCUCCGCUCUCCACGACGAAAUCUCCCCAACCCUCCCAUUGACUUGUCAACCGUAUAGCGGCAACUUCCUACGGUCGAGUAGAGAGCUCGCCCUCCAUGUUGGCAAGAUCCUGCCUGCGCUCUCCGCGCAUUAUCAACGCCGCUAGAAAUGGCGCGACAGCCUAUGCCAAGAGGUCUAUCUCGACGUCCGCCGAAUCCCCCGCUAAGCUGAACGUCGCUACUGUCGCCUCCACCGCUGUCGCUAUCGGGUCCGUGGCCUGGUAUUAUCAUCUCUAUGGCUCUACCGCCCAUGCCAUGACGCCUGCCGAAGAAGGCCUACACCCUCCUAAAUACCCAUGGGUGCACCAGCAAUGGCUGAAGUCCUUCGAUCACCAGGCACUCCGCCGAGGUUUUCAGGUUUACCAGGAAGUCUGCGCGGCAUGCCACUCGCUCAGCCGGGUUCCCUACCGAGCGCUCGUCGGAACUGUCUUGACUGCAGACGAGGCGAGGGCCCUGGCGGAGGAGAACGAGUAUGACACCGAACCGAACGACCAGGGUGAUAUCGAGAAGCGGCCCGGCAAGCUGUCGGAUUACAUCCCGGCUCCCUACAAAAACGAUGAGGCUGCGCGGGCCGCCAACAACGGCGCACUCCCCCCCGAUCUCAGCUUGAUUGUCAAGGCACGGCACGGCGGCUGCGACUACAUCUUCAGCCUGCUGACCGGGUAUCCCGAUGAGCCUCCGGCGGGCGCCCAGGUCGGCGCUGGUCUCAACUUCAACCCCUACUUCCCGGGCACCGGUAUUGCCAUGGCCCGCGUCCUUUACGAUGGACUCGUGGAAUACGAGGACGAGACACCGGCAUCCACGUCGCAAAUGGCUAAGGACGUGGUGGAAUUCCUCAACUGGGCGGCGGAGCCGGAGAUGGACGAUCGCAAGCGCAUGGGCAUGAAGGUUAUAACCGUCACCACGGUCCUCCUGGCCCUGAGCAUAUGGGUCAAACGAUACAAGUGGGCGACGGUCAAGGCGAGGAAGAUCGCCUACGACCCACCAAAGGUGUCUAACGUCAUUCGCUUAUAAAAAAAAAGGAGAAGACGAGCAGGCCCACUUUUGCAUGUAUAACUAUAUGCUACUACAUCGCUACUACUGUCACGGCAUAAGGGGGGGAAAGAGACCGGAUGCCUCAGGGGGCUGGAGCGGGGGG